Chiroxiphia lanceolata (lance-tailed manakin) is the source of this 4473-nucleotide messenger RNA. RefSeq names its product adenosylhomocysteinase like 2 (gene AHCYL2). Bases 16 to 1887 code for a protein of 623 amino acids. The transcript is spliced from 17 exons. Gene Ontology annotation, biological process: L-methionine cycle. The record is from RefSeq and is a predicted model, not a curated record. NCBI's taxonomy places the organism in Eukaryota, Metazoa, Chordata, Aves, Passeriformes, Pipridae. Gene Ontology annotation, cellular component: cytosol.
GCAACGGCGGCGGCGAUGUCGGUGCAGGUGGCGGUGGCCGCGCCCGCCGUGGAGCUGAAGGAGCUCGGCGGCCCCAUGGACAAGGCGGCGGGGCCGCCGUGCGAGCCCGUGGGCGCUCCCGGCGCGGGGCACGGCGUGGCCGCUGCCGCCUGCCCCGUGCCGGGCGCCGAGCGGGACGCGGCCCCGGCCCCCUCCGCCGAGCGGCCUCCGGGCAGCGGCUGCCCCGGGCUGUCCGCGGCCGCGGGGCUGUCCUCGGCCGCCGCCAAGGCGCCGCAGGCUUCGGCCAUGAAGAGGAGCGACCCGCACCACCCCCAGCACCGGCACCGCGACGGCGGCGGCGACAGCGGCGGCGCCGCGGCCGAGGCGCUCGUGAGCCCCGACGGCACCGUCACCGAGGCGCCGCGCACCGUCAAGAAGAUCCAGUUUGCCGACCAAAAGCAGGAGUUCAACAAGCGCCCGUCCAAGAUCGGCCGCCGCUCCCUGUCCCGCUCCAUCUCGCAGUCCUCCACGGACAGCUACAGCUCAGCUGCCUCCUACACAGACAGCUCCGACGAUGAGACCUCCCCCCGGGACAAGCAGCAGAAGAAUUCCAAAGGCAGCAGCGAUUUCUGUGUGAAGAACAUCAAACAGGCCGAGUUCGGGCGCCGGGAGAUCGAGAUCGCUGAGCAGGAAAUGCCCGCGCUGAUGGCUCUGAGGAAGAGAGCUCAGGGGGAGAAGCCACUGGCCGGGGCCAAGAUCGUGGGCUGCACGCACAUCACGGCCCAGACCGCGGUGCUGAUGGAGACUCUGGGAGCGUUGGGUGCCCAGUGCCGAUGGGCCGCCUGCAACAUCUACUCCACCCUCAACGAAGUGGCUGCUGCCCUCGCUGAGAGUGGGUUCCCCGUCUUCGCCUGGAAGGGAGAGUCUGAGGAUGAUUUCUGGUGGUGCAUCGACCGCUGUGUCAACGUGGAGGGCUGGCAGCCCAACAUGAUCCUGGAUGAUGGGGGAGAUCUCACUCACUGGAUCUACAAGAAAUAUCCCAACAUGUUUAAGAAGAUCAAGGGGAUAGUGGAGGAGAGUGUGACAGGAGUCCACAGGCUGUACCAGCUGUCCAAGGCAGGCAAGCUCUGUGUCCCAGCCAUGAACGUCAACGACUCGGUCACGAAGCAGAAGUUUGACAACCUGUACUGCUGCCGGGAGUCCAUCCUGGACGGCCUUAAGAGGACGACGGACAUGAUGUUUGGAGGGAAGCAGGUGGUGGUUUGUGGCUAUGGGGAGGUUGGGAAGGGCUGCUGUGCUGCUCUGAAGGCCAUGGGCUCCAUCGUGUACGUGACGGAGAUCGACCCCAUCUGUGCCCUCCAGGCCUGCAUGGACGGGUUCCGGCUGGUGAAGCUCAACGAGGUCAUCAGACAGGUCGACAUCGUCAUCACCUGCACGGGGAACAAGAACGUGGUGACCAGGGAGCACCUGGACAGGAUGAAGAACAGCUGCAUCGUGUGCAACAUGGGGCACUCCAACACCGAGAUCGACGUGGCCAGCCUGCGCACGCCCGAGCUCACCUGGGAGAGGGUCAGGUCCCAGGUGGACCAUGUCAUCUGGCCAGAUGGGAAGAGGAUAGUCCUGCUGGCAGAGGGCCGCCUGCUGAACCUGAGCUGCUCCACCGUCCCCACCUUCGUCCUGUCCAUCACGGCCACCACGCAGGCCUUGGCUCUGAUAGAGCUCUACAACGCUCCCGAGGGCCGCUACAAGCAGGACGUGUAUUUGCUGCCUAAAAAAAUGGACGAGUACGUGGCCAGCCUUCACCUGCCAACGUUCGACGCCCACCUGACGGAGCUGACGGACGAGCAGGCCAAGUACCUGGGGCUGAACAAGAACGGACCCUUCAAACCAAACUACUACAGAUAUUGAGUUCCUGCCGCUGGAUCCCCGGGAAUGGCGGGGAACAAGCCCCCAAGUCUCUUCUCAACUACUGUACAGGAUGACCCCGCGCAAGCUUCCCACGCUCGAGCCGGGCUUGCUCCGUAGUCACCGUGUGUUUUAGGUUAUUUAUUUAUUAAAUUAGGAUACUGUUCAUGCGGCCUCUGCCACUGGUGUUCGUGCUGCCGCGGGACUGGGACACGCUGGAUUUCUUCUCCGUUCCUUUCGUUUUCCUCUUUGGAUUCGUUCUUUCUCGGGGCUGGGGAGGAUGAGGAAGGAGCUGGUGGGAUCGAGCCGUGGGACGGUCCCUUGUCGCCGAUGGAGCCACGGGGUCCGACUCGGAAGUCAACGUUGGUCCCAGCGCUUCUUCCAGCGGCGCGGGAUCCCGGGAUGGGUUUGCAUUUCUCCUGCUGUUUGAUGACGAAGCCAAAAACCUCGUUCUCUCCGGGCUCCGGCGAGCGGCCGGAUGCUGCCGCCCGCCCGGAGCCGCCCCCGUGGAUCCCUCUGGAGAAGCCUCUCGUCCGUGCUGUGGAACUUUCCGGGGGGCUGGUGCCACCAACCCUGCGGAGAACGUCGCCUUAGCGCUGCUGGAAGCUGUGGGGAAGGGUCCGGGCAGGGAGAGCCCCACGGCAGGAGGAGCCGGGCGGGCAGAGCCCAGCGCCGCUCCCGCCGCUCCCGCAGCUCCGCAGCGUUUUCCUGCUGCUCUCGUUCCCAGUGCCAACCUCUCUGGAUCAACCAAAGCCGUGUUCCCAGGGGGGCCGGGGCAGCUCCCGCUGUGCUGCUGGAAGAGCUCCCCUGGCAGAUGCUGCUCAUGCACCGGGAGCUCUUCCCGAGCCGGGCAGAGCUCCCCGGACAUCCCGGCUGGGGGGGACCCGUGUCCACGCCAGGGCUUUCUCCAGCUGCGUUUCAGUCCUCGUUGGAAGUGUUUGGAAUUUUUCUUUUCUGGGUUGAUUAUUUCAUUACUUUAUUUAUGGAUCUGGGAACCUCCCCCCUGGAGUGGAUGAGACGUCUGGUGGAGGAUCCUCCACACGGAUUCAGUGUCACUGAAACCCUUCAGUCGCCUCAGAUCUUGAAGCAUCAGAGCUGAGGGAGAAUAAAUUGGCCAUAGUUCCUUGCUUUAUCCCAGGAUGUCCCUCUGGAGUGCUGACACGCUUCCCAAGGUGACUUCCCAAGUCGCCUUCAUUAUCCGUGUGGAGAACAUGAUCCGUCUAAAAUAAAACUGCCCGACCCCGUGAGCACAAACCCCUUUAUCCCCUGGCUGCUGCUUUGGUUCCCGAGUCUCUCAUCAGCUACAGAGUCGUGUUUUGUCCUCCUGGGCUUCUUUGCCAUCAUGAAAAACCCCUUUUGUGGCAGCUCAUUCACGCACAAGGAAGGAAAAACUGUGGAAUUACGGUCCCGGCAUCCAAGUCCUUCUCGUGGUUCUCGGGUCGUGAGCUUUGGAGCAAACGUUCCCUGUGUCAGCAUAUUCCAAGUUUGUCUCUGAAUUCUCUCAAAACCUGGAAGGAGAACCUUUGGAGACCUUGGGAGACCUUGAGGAGACCUUGGGAAGACCUCUGGAAGACCUUGGGAGGACCCUCCGGAGACCUUGGGAAGAUGUUCAGGCUUUGAGGGCUUUGAGAAGGCUCUGAGGAGACCUUAAGGCUUUGAGGAGCUUCGUCACAGACUGACCUCGAACCACAGACUUGAAGUCAUCUCUGCCCACGAGUUUUAUCCAGAUCCUGAGAUUUUUUUGGGGGGAAGAGUCCCCUGAGCCGUUGGAAAGGUCCCGCCCGGGUCUCUCCCCGCGCCGGAUCCACCCCGGUCUGUGUCAGCCCCGAGUUCCCGGAGAGGCCCCGCCUGGAAUCUGCUCCUGGACAAGGGGACAGGCGGUUGUGGGGCCACGUGGGAGCAGCUCCUGGAAGAGCAGGUGUCCCACCCACCCCGGGAAAACCCCUCUCCACCCCCAGGACCCUCCGGAGCAGCUCCCGCCGCCGCUUCCCACCCCACAUCCGUCAUCUGUGCCACAGCCAGUGGUGCUGCUGAUCCACGGAUCCCUCCGUGCCCGUUUCAUCUUCCAGGUAGAUAAGAAGGGGAAAAAAAAAAAAUGAAAAUAUCAGUAAUAAAAUCCCACCUGGCCUUUCCCACCUCGAUUCUCCAAACUCUUCUCCGUGUUCUGCUGCUCCUGUAAAGCUUCUUGGCUCGCUUGGCUUUUUCCUAAUCAACCUGGAAUCAUAUCCUGUGAUCAUCUCUAAAUUAAAUGUUAAUGGGGUUUGGUUUCUUUUAUCUUAUUUUGUUUGUUUGUUUUUUAAAAUGUAACGCGUUUUUUUUUUUUUUCCAAGACUUUAGGGAAAAAAAAAAAAAAAAAGGAGAUUUUUAGGUAACACCAGCAAAAUAAGGAAUGAAAUAAAGGAAAUUUAAUUCUGUCCUGAACUUUUAGGAAUAACAAAGCAAAACCCGUCGUCAGCAGGGAGGGAACGGAACCGUCGCACCCGUAACAUUUCAAAAGGAUGUUUUAAAUAUUAAUGUCUGAGUGAUUGUAUUAGAUCAGCAAUAAAGACUCUGUAAUCUCAAAACACAAAUAAAACAUGGGAAAACUCG